CUUUAAAGAAAGCGAACCCUCCCACCUGUCCUCGUGCCGCUCCGCCGGGGUUCAAGGGCUCCCAUUGGCAGGCGGCCGCCGUCAAUCUUUGUAAGGCGCCACGCGAAAAAAGCGGCCGGCGCAAACUCAGACGGCCGAGUGCGGCAGAUGCGCGUGUGCCACACGGCAACACUAUGAACAUUCUAUCAGUUUGCAGAAGACGUUACAGCAAUGAAUGAAGAACACACAGAUGUAACGAAUGGGUGCAGUAAAGUCAGAACUGGUACUCAGAAUGAGGCUGCCUUAUUGGCUCUUAUGGAAAAGACUGGCUACAACAUGGUUCAAGAAAAUGGACAACGAAAAUUUGGUGGACCACCACCGGGUUGGGAAGGUCCACCACCACCUCGAGGCUGUGAAGUUUUUGUAGGGAAAAUUCCCCGUGAUAUGUAUGAAGAUGAACUAGUUCCUGUUUUUGAAAGAGCUGGGAAGAUCUAUGAAUUUAGACUGAUGAUGGAAUUUAGUGGUGAGAAUCGUGGAUAUGCAUUUGUAAUGUAUACAACCAAAGAAGAAGCUCAGCUUGCCAUUAGGAUCCUUAAUAAUUAUGAGAUCCGUCCUGGAAAAUUUAUUGGUGUUUGUGUAAGUUUGGAUAACUGCAGACUAUUUAUUGGAGCUAUCCCAAAAGAAAAGAAGAAAGAGGAGAUCUUAGAUGAAAUGAAAAAAGUUACGGAAGGUGUAGUAGAUGUUAUUGUGUAUCCAAGUGCAACUGACAAGACAAAGAAUCGUGGUUUUGCAUUUGUAGAAUAUGAAUCCCACAGAGCUGCAGCUAUGGCACGAAGAAAAUUGAUUCCUGGAACAUUCCAGUUGUGGGGCCAUACUAUUCAGGUUGAUUGGGCAGACCCAGAAAAAGAGGUUGAUGAAGAAACCAUGCAGAGAGUCAAAGUAUUAUAUGUUAGAAACUUGAUGAUCUCGACUACAGAAGAAACAAUUAAGGCUGAAUUUAACAAAUUUAAACCAGGAGCUGUUGAGCGUGUAAAGAAACUUCGAGAUUAUGCUUUUGUUCAUUUUUUCAACCGAGAUGAUGCAGUUGCUGCUAUGUCAGUAAUGAAUGGGAAAUGCAUUGAUGGAGCUAGCAUUGAGGUAACACUCGCCAAGCCAGUAAACAAAGAAAGUACCUGGAGACAACAUCUGAAUGGACAAAUUAGUCCCAGUUCUGAAAACCUCCUUGUCUUUGCAAACAAAGAAGAUGGUCACCAAAAAUCACUACCGAAGCCAGCCAGUCUCCCAAUUCGACUGAAUGGACAGCACAGUCCAAGUCCUCCUGAAAUUGAAAGGUGUACUUACCCAUUUUUUCCUGGAACAAAGCUUACUCCAAUUAGCAUGUACUCAUUAAAAUCUAGUCAUUUUAGUUCUGCAGCAAUGCAGUUAGAUUAUUACUGCAACAAAAAUAACUGGGCUCCUCCAGAAUAUUACUUGUAUUCAACUACAAGUCAAGAUGGAAAGGUUCUACUAGUGUACAAGAUUGUUAUUCCUACUGUUGCAAAUGGAUCCCAAAGUUAUUUUAUGCCAGACAAACUCUGCACAACAGUAGAAGAUGCAAAAGAAUUAUCAGCACAGUUUGCACUGCUACACUUGGACUACAAUUUCCGUCGAAGUUCAGUAAAUAACAUUUCUCCAGUUAGUGCUACUCUCUCUUCUGGAACAACCAGCAUGUUACCAUAUACAUCCAGACCAUAUUCUUAUCCAAGCUACCCUUUGUCACCAACAAUUCCACUUGCUAAUAGCAACCAUGUUGGACAGCGUCUGUAUAUCUCCAAUCAGGCCUCAUUCUUUUGAAAAAAAAAGAAAAAGCUGGAGGAAAAUGGAAUACGUUUUAUUUUAUUUUAAAUCUAGAGUGUAGUUUUAGUUUUAAUCGGGUCCACGCAAUUAGUUUUGGUGAGUUAACUUUAUCCAUUUUACAGAUUGCUUAUAAAUUUACUGAAUUUGUGUGAAGAUAAAGUUUCAAACGUGUUUUUGUUUGGCAAGAAUGGGAUUCUUUCAAACGUGACAUUGUAUUUCAUGCCUUGUCUAAUUGUAGGCAAGGGAACCCAAGUAAUAUUUUUUUAAAGUAAUUACUUUGCUGAAUGGUAGCAUUAACAUAUUUUAAGUGCCUACAAAUGUUGGUUAUAAUCUUGUUACCAAGGAUCACACUUCUUUUCUUUUCUCUUUUGGAGAUGGGAAACAUUAUUUUGUUAAAAAGCAAAGUAUUAUGUAAGAAGGAAAUGAUACAGAUGAGAGAUUUAUUUUUGUAGAAAAACAAAAACAAACUUAACUCCAAGUGAA
Lacerta agilis (Sand lizard) is the source of this 2298-nucleotide messenger RNA. It is a transcript of the gene RBM46, whose product is annotated as RNA binding motif protein 46. Gene Ontology annotation, cellular component: nucleus. The record is from RefSeq and is a predicted model, not a curated record. Bases 211 to 1812 code for a protein of 533 amino acids. Gene Ontology annotation, molecular function: mRNA binding. Lineage: Eukaryota; Metazoa; Chordata; Lepidosauria; Squamata; Lacertidae. The transcript is spliced from 5 exons.